AUGCCAGACACUAGUCCCAUCUGCACUCCUCUGUUCCUCAUACACACACGUCUCAUAGGUCAUUCUCAGAGAGCAGCCAGGAAGGGAAAGAAAACGUGUGCUAAAGCAACAGGUUCCACCCACAGCCUGAACUUGGAAGGGGAGGCUGGAGCCAGGCGACAGGAGCUGGGCGGCGGAGGGAGAGGAAGCGGCGAGGAGGAAGGUGGAAGGGAAAUGAUGGUGCAUGACCACGGAGCACACGUCACUCGGGCUCCCACAUGGGCUCGUGAUUACCGAGAGGAUGGGAUGGAUCUAGGCAGUGACGCCGGCAGCAGCAGCAGCAACAGCAGCCGCGCCAGUUCGCAGUCCAACUCCACCAAAGUGACCCCUUGCUCCGAGUGCAAAUCCUCGUCGUCGCCGGGGGGCAGCCUGGACUUGGUGUCUGCCCUGGAGGACUAUGAGGAGCCCUUCCCGGUCUACCAGAAGAAGGUGAUUGAUGAGUGGGCGCCGGAGGAGGACGGGGAGGAGAAGGAAGAGGAGGACGGGCGCCACGAGCGAGGGUACAGGGAUGACCGCUGUCCGGCCCGGGAGCCGGGGGACGUGAGCGCCGGGACCCGCAGCGGCGGGGGCAGGAGCGCCACCACCGCCAUGCCGCCCCCGGUGCCCAACGGCAACCUCCACCCGCACGAGCUCCAGGACCUCAGGCACAAUGGCAACGUGGUGGUGGCCGGCCGGCCGAGCGGCUCCCGGGCCCCGCGCCGGGCAGUCCAGAAGCCCCAGCCGGCAGGGGGCCGGCGCGGCGGCCGGGGCCCGGCGGCCGGGGGCCUCUGCCUUCAGCCCACGGACAGCGGGACGUGCGUCCCUGAGGAGCCCCCGGUUCCCCCUAUGGACUGGGAGGCGCUGGAGAAGCAUCUGGCUGGGCUGCAGUUCCGGGAGCAGGAGGUGCGGAACCAAGGCCAGACGAGGACCAACUCCACCUCCGCACAGAAAAAUGAGAGGGAAUCUAUCCGACAGAAGUUGGCACUGGGAAGCUUCUUUGAUGAUGGCCCAGGAAUUUAUACCAGCUGUAGCAAAAGCGGGAAGCCAAGCCUUUCCUCCCGCCUGCAAAGUGGGAUGAACCUGCAGAUUUGCUUUGUCAACGACAGCGGCAGUGAUAAGGACAGCGAUGCUGAUGACAGCAAGACCGAAACCAGCCUGGACACCCCCUUGUCUCCCAUGAGCAAACAGAGCUCUUCCUAUUCAGAUAGAGACACUACUGAAGAAGAAUCCGAAUCCCUGGAUGACAUGGAUUUCCUCACAAGGCAGAAGAAAUUGCAAGCCGAAGCCAAAAUGGCCCUUGCCAUGGCCAAACCAAUGGCCAAAAUGCAAGUAGAAGUGGAAAAACAGAACAGGAAGAAGUCUCCCGUCGCUGAUCUCCUGCCACACUUGCCUCAUAUAAGUGAAUGCUUGAUGAAAAGAAGUUUAAAGCCCACUGACCUGAGAGACAUGACUAUUGGGCAGCUACAAGUGAUAGUCAAUGAUCUCCAUUCCCAGAUAGAAAGCUUGAAUGAAGAGCUGGUCCAGCUGCUCCUUAUCCGAGAUGAGCUGCACACGGAGCAGGACGCCAUGCUGGUGGACAUUGAGGACUUGACCAGACAUGCCGAGAGUCAACAGAAGCACCUGGCCGAGAAAAUGCCUGCAAAGUGAAAAGAAGCCAUCCAACCAGAGGACAAGCUAGACUUUCUUUUGCUUCUGUGGUUGUAAAAAUGCUGUUGCUAAAGGUGGCACAGAAACAAACAAAUAUCAGUGUUAGUCAUUGAUAAUGUCUGAAGCUUAACGUCCAGUGAUUGGCCUUUGCUUCUUAAUUUAUCUUAAUUUUUUUACUGUGCCACUCAAUAUCAGGCAUUUUAAUAAAAUAUUGUUACAAAAAAAUGUAUAGUACUUACACCACCACAAGUCAUGGUUAAUCAAAGAGGGUAGUUUUAACUUUAUUUUUAUUUGUUUAGAGAUUAUGAGUUGGAGCAGUAUUUUACCAUUGACUGCUGUCAUUCUUCACUGUAGUUUUAAAGAAGAACUGUAAAUGACGGUGCUAUCCAAGUCAAAAAAUACAUGCCUGCCUCGUAGUGAAGUUGUAGCUCUCCGUAAUAUGUAUAUUUUAAUCAGUUUUCAACAUUUUGUGAAUGUUGACUACCUGAAGUUCAUUUUUAGAUGUGCUAUUAACAUUCUGUUGGAUUCAGAGGGUUCCUUAAAAGUUUUAUGUAUAAAUAUGUAAAAUAAAGAUUAAAACUUUGUUUCAUA
Molecule: messenger RNA, 2256 nt
Organism: Budorcas taxicolor (takin)
Lineage: Eukaryota; Metazoa; Chordata; Mammalia; Artiodactyla; Bovidae
Gene: SCHIP1
Product: schwannomin interacting protein 1
Exons: 8
Coding region: 1-1665 (554 amino acids)
Biological process (GO): positive regulation of hippo signaling
Cellular component (GO): cell junction; plasma membrane
Source: RefSeq, a predicted model, not a curated record